ACCAGAUGGAUACUCUUUUACCAUCGUUACAGCAGCUAGUUCUAAUCAUUGGUGUCAAUUAACUUAUUGGAUAAGUCACAUGAACAAUCUUAAAUUAUUUUUACCAAAAGACAUAAAAACAAGAAUAAUAAUUUACGAUUUGAAUUUAGAAGAACAACAUAAAUUUAUACUUGAUAAAUUUAAAUCAAAAAAUAAAUUUAAUGAACUACGAGAAUUUAAUUAUACAAAAUAUCCGGAAUUUUGGAAUAUAAAAAAAAAUAAAACUUCAAGAGGUGAAUAUGGUUGGAAAGUUGGAAUAAUUAAAGAAAUUUCGACUGAAUUUCCUGGAUUUUUAAUUUGGUCAGAUUCUGGAACUAUUAUUAGUCAAAAAACUUUAGAAAAUCUUCCUGAAAUUCUUAAAUUACAUCAUGGUUUUAUUUCUUCAAAAUCUCCUGAUACAAUGGCUAAAUGGACUCAUCCGGGUGUUUACAAAUAUUUUAAUGAUGAUGGUAAAAAAUAUAAAAAUGUUUCUAAUUGUAAUGCCGCGGCCUUGUUUUUUGAUACAAACAGAACUCAAUAUUUAAUUGACGCUUUAUAUGAAUGUGCUCUUGAAAAAGAAUGUAUAGCACCACGGGGAAGUAGUAGAAAAAAUCAUCGACAAGAUCAAGCUAUAUUGACUUAUCUCGUUACAAAAGAUCACAGAAAAUGUGAAAUAGAUGAAAUAAAUUUGGGCGCAAGGGUUCAUGGAUUUGAUCACAUCUGUAGAGAUGAGAAAAAGAUUGCAAAAGAAAUUGAAGCUGAAGAUAAAAAACACAUUAAAGCUGAAGAUAAAGAAUACAUUAAAACUUAA
Molecule: messenger RNA, 829 nt
Organism: Dentiscutata heterogama
Lineage: Eukaryota; Fungi; Glomeromycota; Glomeromycetes; Diversisporales; Gigasporaceae
Source: the annotation of a GenBank genome assembly